AAAGACAAAAAGAGCCAGCAAGGUCGCACGCUGCUGGCAUGAUCGGGAUGGAGUUGAGGCGAAUGGCCAAUUUUCGCCGAGCACUCCUUGCAAGACGGAGACCCCUCCUCCUCAACUCGUUCAAGAACAUCAUCAAGCCUCAACAGCCAAAGAUCGUCUCCAGCAUGCUCUACAGAAACUACACCAGCGCUGCUCCCGCGACCAUCCCCGGUCUGGGCCAGCCCGACAUGACCAAGGGUCCCCUCUACCGUUACGAUACCGCCCUUCCCAAGCUCCCCGUCCCCACCUUGGCCGAGACUUGCGCCCGCUACCUCAAGUCCGUCCGUCCCCUGUUGAACGAUAAGGAGUUCGCGGAGACCAGCGCUGCUGUUGCCGAGUUCCAGAAGCCCGGCGGUGUCGGUGAGGAGCUCCAGAAGCGUUUGCUCGCCAAGGCCAACGACCCCAAGACCGUCAACUGGCUCGAGGACUGGUGGAACGAUCUCGCCUACUUCGGAUACCGCGAUCCCGUCGUCAUCUAUGUCUCGUAUUUCUAUGCCUACAAGGAUGAUCGUCUUCGCAAGAAGCCCACUCAGCGCGCUGCCGCCAUCAUCCAGGCCGCCAUGGAUUUCCGCAGACAGGUUGUUGACGAAUCCCUGGCACCCGAGAUGGUCAAGAAGAGCCCCCUGGACUCCUCGACCUACAAGUACAUGUUCAACGCCUGCAGAUACCCCGCCAAGCCCAGCGACUUUGAGCUGGCCUUUGACCCUGCCCAGAAUAACCAUGUGGCCGUUGUCCGCCACAACCAGUUCUUCACCUUUGAUCUGAUCAAGGAUGGCAAGGUGUUGAGCACCGCCGAUAUCGAGGCCCAGUUGGAUGCCAUUGUCAAGCUGGCCGGUGACCGCAAGGACCCUGCCAUUGGUGUCUUGACCUCUGACAACCGUGAUAUCUGGACCGAGGCCCGCAAGACCCUCAUCAACGCCGGCUCCCAGAACGAGGAGCUCCUCCGCAAGAUCGAAUCUUCGGUCUUCUUGCUCUGCUUGGAUGACUCCAGCCCCGUCACUCGCGAUGAGGUCUCUCGCGCCUGCUGGCACGGAGAUGGCCGCAACCGCUUUUUUGACAAGGCCCUCCAGUUCAUUGUCUUUGAGAACGGCAAGGCCGGUUUCAUGGGCGAGCACUCGACCAUGGACGGAACUCCCACUUGCCGCCUGAACGACUAUGUCUGCACUACUCUGGCCCAGAACAAGAUUGACCACGGUCCUGCCACUGUCUCGUCCAGCUUGGAAGCCCCCAAGAAGCUGAACUUUGCUUUCAACACUGCCGUCCAUAAGGCGAUCGAGACCUCAGAGAAGAACUUUGAGGAGCUGAUCGGCAAGCACGGCCUCCAUGUCCAGAACUAUGAGGGAUACGGCAAGGGCUUGAUCAAGAAGUUCAAGUGCUCCCCAGAUGCCUAUGUCCAGAUGAUCAUCCAGCUCGCUUACUACAAGAUGCAUGGCGUGUCUAACCCCACGUACGAAUCUGCGCAGGUCCGCAAGUUCCAGCACGGUCGCACUGAAACCUGCCGUACUGUCAGCACCGAGUCGGUUGCUUGGGUCAAGUCCAUGGAAGAUCCCCAUAUCUCUGCUACUGACAAGACUGCUUUGUUCAAGAAGGCACUUGAGUCGCAUGUGGGCUACAUGGCCAGCGCUGUCGAGGGCAAGGGAGUCGAUCGCCACCUGUUGGGUCUCCGUCUGUCGCUCAAGUCGCACGAGAGCAAGCCCGCGAUGUUCACACAGGAGGUGUUCAGCCGCUCGAGCCACUGGAACCUGUCAACGUCUCAGCUUUCUGGCGAGCACUUUGAUGGAUACGGUUGGGGUGAGGUCGUCCCCGAUGGUUACGGAGUCGCAUACAUGGUCAACGAGAACAACUUGAGCUUCAAUGUUGCGUCGAUGAAGGAGAUGCGCCCUGAGCGUCUGCACCACUACCUGAAGGAGGCUGCCACGGAGAUGAGACAGCUCUUUGAGCAGACCCUACUUGAGGCUCCCAAGUCGAAGCUGUAAACGAUCAACGGCGCUGACUAAGGAUGGGCGAUAUUAUGGGGGGAGGGGGUUUUUCUUCUUUAGACACACAACACCACAUUACUUAUUUCAAUGGCAAUAAAUGACAUGUAUAUAUACAAAAAAAAUAUAUAUAUAUAUCGCUUACCAACCUGGCGA
Messenger RNA from Gamsiella multidivaricata, 2171 nucleotides. RefSeq names its product acyltransferase ChoActase/COT/CPT. Gene Ontology annotation, cellular component: mitochondrion; peroxisome. NCBI's taxonomy places the organism in Eukaryota, Fungi, Mortierellomycota, Mortierellomycetes, Mortierellales, Mortierellaceae. Gene Ontology annotation, molecular function: carnitine O-acetyltransferase activity. Bases 39 to 2015 code for a protein of 658 amino acids. The transcript has 5 exons. Gene Ontology annotation, biological process: carnitine metabolic process. The record is from RefSeq and is a predicted model, not a curated record.